GACUCCCCAAAAGUCCUCAUUUCUCGCCUCUUCUACAUUUUUUCCUUUCCGGUUUUCCACUCAAUCCCCUCUUCUACAUUCUGUGUCUGUCACUCUGAGAAUCGAUUUGGGGCCUAGUUCAAUGGAUAACAUCAAUGACAAGAAUUAUAAUCACGAGGAAUCGAGUCCGUUCUUGAGUAAGCAAGUCGGAGAAGAAGAAAAGGAUGCACAGAAAACAACCAAGCCCACCGACACCAAGGCUGAAACCGUCACUAUCUCGCCCGGGACCAAAGCUCCGGCUCCGGGACCGGAAAAUAUUGAUGGAUACGGCUGGACAGCCAACGGGUUGCCAUUGGGACACGGGAGCGUGAUGGGCGAGCCGAUGGGCAGGGCCCACUGGGACUCUUCUCUCUUCGCCUGUCUUGGACGCAACGACGAGUUCUGUAGCAGCGAUCUUGAAGUUUGUCUUCUUGGAAGUGUGGCUCCUUGUGUGCUGUAUGGAAGUAAUGCUGAGAGACUUGGAUCCAGUCCUGGCACUUUUGCAGAUCAUUGCUUGCGUUACUCUGGUCUAUAUUUGAUUGGGAAUUCUGUUUUUGGUUGGAAUUUCCUUGCACCAUUGUUUUCACACACUAGCCGUACUGCCAUUCGUCGGAAGUUCAACCUAGAGGGCAGCUGUGAGGCACUUCAUAAGUCAUGCGGGUGCUGUGGAAGCUUUCUGGAGGAUGAGGUGCAGCGUGAACAAUGUGAAUCUGCUUGUGAUGCCAUGACUCAUGUCUUCUGCCACAUGUGUGCUCUUUGUCAGGAAGGUCGGGAACUCCGUCGUAGAUUGCCUCAUCCGGGGUUCAAUGCUCAACCAGUCUUGGUUAUGAUUCCUCCAAUGGAGCAGACCAUGGGCCAUCCUGCCUGAGAGCUUCCUGCCUUAGCAUGGAAGAGUUUUACUGUCUAUAUAGUAUCAGUACAACAUGAUGGUACUGAACUGUGUAAAACUGUAUUUGAGUUUCGUGAGCUGCCUCUGAAGAACUCUUGCUUUGUUUGAUUGAACACCUGUAAGUAAGGUACAAUGAAAAUGUAGACUUCACCCUUUCUGUGUUUAUAAUACGUGAUGUUUUGUGUGUUUUCA
Molecule: messenger RNA, 1099 nt
Organism: Juglans microcarpa x Juglans regia
Lineage: Eukaryota; Viridiplantae; Streptophyta; Magnoliopsida; Fagales; Juglandaceae
Product: cell number regulator 8-like
Exons: 3
Coding region: 122-886 (254 amino acids)
Source: RefSeq, a predicted model, not a curated record